This is a messenger RNA of Ostrinia nubilalis (European corn borer), 4525 nucleotides long. It is a transcript of the gene TBC1D16, whose product is annotated as TBC1 domain family member 16. The transcript has 7 exons. Gene Ontology annotation, cellular component: early endosome. The record is from RefSeq and is a predicted model, not a curated record. Gene Ontology annotation, biological process: activation of GTPase activity. Gene Ontology annotation, molecular function: GTPase activator activity. Lineage: Eukaryota; Metazoa; Arthropoda; Insecta; Lepidoptera; Crambidae. The coding region runs from base 97 to 2295 and encodes 732 amino acids.
UAGUACACGCACAGCGGUCGCAUGAGAUUGUCGCGUCGCGAGUGAUAACAGGCCGUGCAACAAAUUCUUCAAUCAGGGACAUGUGAAACAACCAAGAUGCCUCUCCCAGAGCUAAUCAAACGGGCAUCGAGCUAUCUCCUCGGUCUAGAGUUUGAGGAUGAGGAACCCCCGGAUUACGUCGACAAUGAAAUAUUGUUUUGCAAGAACAACGUGUGCGUACAUCCGCCGACCAUUGCCAGGCAUGAACUGGAUAUCGUCCAUCAUCCCGGGUAUCUCACAGUAACCACAAAAGUGUUUACAGACCAACACAACAACGCUAAGCGACCUACGCUCUUUCUGAAUUGGAUCCCUAACUCGACACUCAGAAAAUGUCCUUCCGCGGUAGAGACGAGUCCGAGCGACGAGCUCGGGUACGGCGCGACAAAAGCAAACCCUAAAGCUAUACCGAAGCCCCACAACGAUGCUAAGACUAAUAAAGUUGAUUCCAACAACGAAAAUGCCUUUUCCGAUUCGUCGGAAACGACCAGUCUCAAUUCCAAUUCUGAUAAACAAAGCAUUAAGUCGUCCGAUACUCGUUACACACAUAACGACACGACUCAGGACGAGUUGUCAACGAGCUCUAAGCCGACUGUGAAGUCCGUAGAUUCCGGAAAGGACAAUGUGUUUGGUAGCUUUGAGAAGGACGAAUCGAAGGAUGAGGUGUUUAACGAUAAACAUGUGCGGUCGCAAUCGAUGACGUCCGUAAACAUAACGAUUGCGAAUCCUAAUAUUGAGAAUGUAGACUUGACACCAGAUUCGCUGUCUGGGGAUAAGUUUAUUAGGUCGUUGUCUAUGAGCUCCUGUGAUGAGGGGAACCCGAACUGGAUGAGCACUCCGGAGUUCCUGGCUUUGAAGCACAACUUGGUGUUUCCUGACAGCGUCCAAAGCUCCCCAGUGCCGCAACGGCGAGCCCCUAUGAAAUGCCGUAGGUUUUCAGUGGAUUUAAGUCAAAUGCGGUCUCUACGGUUGUUUUUCAACGACGACAACUGCACGUGUGGUCAGCUGGUAGUAGCAUCACGAGAGUCACAAUAUAAGAUUCUUCAUUUCCACCACGGAGGGCUAGAUCACCUGGCUCAAGUUCUGCACAGAUGGCAUUCGUUGCUGCACAACAUCAAACUAACUCCAGGCUCAGAGGAACCUAAUUUGCCGUACCGUCAUUUUAUGGUCUGCCGUCCUGAAGUACAAAAAUCUGAGCAGCAUCCCGAAGAAGGAAAAGUUCCUAAAAUCACCCCUGAACUGUUUUAUGGCAAAAUCAUGAACAGCAAAGGGGUCAUAGAAGACGAUCUGUUUCUCAGAAAAUGCGUGUUCUUUGGAGGUCUAGACAAGGAAUUGAGGCGGGAGAUGUGGCCGUUUUUGCUCCACUGCUACCCGUACAACUCGACUUAUGAUGAGAGGGAGAUAAUCCUGCAGAUUAGGACAAGAGAAUACGAAGAAAUCACAAGGAGAAGACUUGAGAAGAUGACGCCAGAACAGCACGCGAACUUCUGGAGGACGGUGCAAUGCGUCAUCGAGAAAGACGUCGUGAGAACGGACAGGGGCAAUCCCUUUUUCGCUGGGGAGAACAACUACAACAUUGAAAUUAUGAAAAACAUUUUGCUGAACUACGCAGUUUACAAUCCAGUACUGGGAUAUACACAAGGCAUGAGUGAUCUCCUGGCACCAGUGUUAUGCGAAAUCAAAUGCGAAGCCGAAACUUUUUGGUGUUUCGUCGGACUAAUGCAAAGGGCAAUCUUUGUUUGCACUCCAACUGAUAACGAUAUGGAUAACAACUUGAGCUACCUUCGGGAGUUGAUUAGGAUAAUGCUGCCACACUUUUACAAGCAUCUGGAAAAACACGUGGAUGCAAUGGAACUCCUGUUUUGUCAUAGAUGGAUUUUACUAUGCUUCAAGCGCGAGUUCACUGAAGCAGUGGCUCUUCGCAUGUGGGAGGCGUGCUGGGCCAACUACCAGACGGACUACUUCCACCUGUUCCUCUGCCUGGCCAUCAUCGCGGUGUACGCCGAUGACGUCAUCGCACAGGACCUGAACACUGAUGAGAUGCUGUUACACUUCAGCUCGCUAGCCAUGUACAUGGACGGCCGUCUUAUCCUCCGCAAGGCUCGCGGUCUCCUCCACCAGUUCCGAUCUCUAGUCCGAGUGCCAUGUACCCUAGCUGGCAUGUGCCAGCGCUGCGGGCCUGGCAUAUGGGACUCCACACACAGACCUAGCAUAGAAUGCACUGGGGAACACCUAGUCUGCGAGUACAAGGCGCAGUAGGAAUUGAGACUUGAAAGGUGAAACAGAUGAAGAUCGAAGACUUGCGAUGGAAACUAAGCUGGCCCUGAAUGGACAGGCUACACUUUAUAAGAACAGUUAUAGAUCUAAGCAUAUAACAUCUUCUGACUAAUAUUCUUGUGCCCAGGGAGUACAGUCAGCGUCAAAUAGUUUGUGACACCCAGAGUGGCCAAAAAAUUGACAACACAUGUAACAAAGCCGUUUUGCAAACUUCUUGGCUCUUCUUCUUGGUACACGUAGGAAUGUGGACAAACCUAAUGUGGAAAAGAAAGCCCUCAUUCCAUAAUUAUGAUGAUUGUUCAUCAUCUGACACCAGUGUUUUUGCAGCCAGCAUCAUUAAAUCAAAAUUCAUUGAGGGCGUGUGGCAUUUGGCAGUACCUUAAUUUUUAAUAGCUUAGAUCUAUAACCGUAAAACAGCCGACGGAUUUUCUGGAAAAAUGUCGGUAUCUUGUCCAUAACAACAACUUGACAGCAACUGUGCUUGGCAUAAAGCAGAAUCAUUGCGUUGUCGCAAGUACGCGGGAUGAGUCCUUAUUAAGAUCAAAACAGUUGAGCAUCAGUUCAGUUUUGGCAGGAAAAUCGGUAAUCGUUUUUGUUUAUUAUUUUAACAGUUACACCAAAAUAAAAAAAUAACUACCACAUUAGCGAGUAAAAAGUUAGUCAAGUUUGCUAAGCAAUUCUUCAAGACAAAAUGCCUAAGCAAUAAGUUUUUUGUGAUAAUAAUUUUUUUGGCGCCUAGCUUCUGUAUUUAGUUAGAUUUCUAACCAAGCAAGUAUAAAAUUAGAUAUGUACUACAUACAGUACAAAUGACAGUAUUACCAGAAUUAAGGAGCUUGGUAGAUUUUGUAUUAUUUAUAGUGUGAGACAUGACAGUCACAGGUCACAGCGUGAAAAGGGACAAUUAAAGUUUGUGAGAUAAUUAAUUUCACAUGAAAAUCUGUUUGUGGGGUUAACCCAUAAUUCGAUAGUGAAAAAAAGAGGUUUUUUCCACCAAUUGACGGAACAUAUCAGCGUGGAAACAAUUGAAGACGUUCUUAAAAUAAAGUAAUGAAUUACUGUAUUGUUAACUUCGUAUACUUAUUCGUACGUUCUUAAGUUUGCAAGUUCAUCAUGAUGUACCUAUUGUUAAAUGUCGUUAAAAUAAAUUCAUAUCGCGCACUUAAUCAUUUGAAGAUCGUUUAUUAUUGUCAUCUAUUUACUAUCUAUUGUCAUCUAAUAAUGUUAUUAUGAUGAUACGUUGGUACCUGUUUAUAGAAUUUAUAGGACGUAAUAAGUAUUAAUGGAUAGCAAGUGAAUUUACCUAAGAUAUAAUACUAGACACCAGCUGGCAAACGUAUCUAUAAAGUGUUCAAACUUGUUACGUUUGCCUGAUGUCAAUUGGCUCAUACUUACUUCGAAGUAGUAAAAAAUAUAUUUUUUAAUAUUGUUGUGGUGGUGUCUGGUACUAUACUUAGGCUAUCGAGGAAAUGUAUGUGUCGUAGUCGGAUUGUAUAAUCCGCCGUUUUACAUUACCACUAGGCAUUUUACAUUACAGCUCUGUUUUGUAAUACGGCGGUUCAACGUUUAGGCGGAUUGAAUACGGCUGAAUGAAAAUCCGCUGGAAUAUAUUCGGCGCCAAACGUUCUUCAAUACGGCUAGCCGUAAUGUAAAACAGCGCGUCAUUACCCGCCGCUUUGACAGUUUUUAGUUCAAAUUUUCAACACCGUGGCGCUGCCUGACAUAACAACAACAAUGGCGUCGGAUGCAGAAAAUGUGUUGCUAAAUUACGGGGUUAUUUAAUUUUCUGAAUCUAAUAAAGAAAAGUUAUAAAUAUGUGUGUCGACAGUUAGUUUAACAACAGUUUUAACUUGCAAUUGAAGAAUUUCUAUUCUUCACAAUGUGGAACAGUCAAAAAACCGUGGACAAGGGACCGAGUUUUGGAGGUUAUAGCCCACAUCAAAACCGCUAAAGUGGCUAUGGAUUCUGGUGUUCGGCGGAAUCCUACUCAAUAUUAAUGGAGCAAAAAGUAUGGUAUUAUGACAGUGGCCGGUGAAGAUUUUGAGAUAUCUUUUAUUUUAAAAUGUUUGUUUGAACCUUGUGAUUACUCAUUACGUUUAAUGACUAAAGCCAAAUAUUUUAUUAAAUUAUUAACUUUCAAAAAGUUUAUUUGUUUUGAGAUGGCUGUCCCCUGUGAUUUAUAAAUAAGUAUACAAAAAAAUUACUGAAGCCAAAU